Messenger RNA from Pyrus x bretschneideri (Chinese white pear), 1540 nucleotides. RefSeq lists its product as uncharacterized. The transcript is spliced from 4 exons. NCBI's taxonomy places the organism in Eukaryota, Viridiplantae, Streptophyta, Magnoliopsida, Rosales, Rosaceae. The record is from RefSeq and is a predicted model, not a curated record. Bases 102 to 1385 code for a protein of 427 amino acids.
UCCGAGUUCUAACCUGACCAAUUGUCCUAACUUGAGUUUUGAACUUAUUUAGGGUCUUGCUUUUACGUUUUCCUCUGUUUCUGCUUUUGACUUCCAAAACCAUGGAUGAACAAAUGAUCGCAAAACAAAGAGCCAAUAGCUCAGACUACUUUGGCCGCGAAGGAAGUGAAUUCAAGAGCUUCGGAGUAUGCCUCAAAUGGGUGUUCGUGGAUCAGUCCAGCAUAUGGAGGACCGGACUUUCAUGGUCCGUCUUCUUCGUCUUAGCCAUUGGUGUACCACUCGUGUCUCACUUUCUCCUCGCCUGCUCGGACUGCGAUGCCAAUCACAGCCGCCCUUACCAUGUUGUCUCCCAACUUUCGCUUUCCUUGUUCUCGGUGCUCGCAUUCGUCAGCCUCUCUAUCUGGACUCACAGAUACGGUUUAAGAAAGUUUCUCUUCCUUGACAGGUUAUAUGAAUCAAGCGAGAAAGUUCGCCAUGGAUAUAAACAACAGUUCCAGAAUUCGAUGAAGCUCCUUUGCUUGAUCGUCAUCCCCUGUUUUGUAUUAGAGUGUGUCUACAAAAUAUGGUGGUACGUCUCGGGAGCAAGCGAAUUGCCGUACUACGGCAACAUCUAUUUGAGCAACAGCAUUUUGUGCACGUUGGAGCUGAUUUCAUGGCUUUAUCGAACCACGAUUUUCUUCCUCGUUUGUGUUCUGUUCCGGCUCGUUUGCCAUCUUCAAAUACUUAGACUACAAAAUUUUGCACAAGUUUUCCAAGAGGAGACCGAGGUCGAGUUGAUCUUGAUGGAACACCUCAAGAUCAGACGGAACCUCCGGUCAAUGAGCCAUCGGUUUCGCAUAUUCAUAUUGUUUUCUCUAAUCAUGGUUACAGCAAGUCAGCUUACUUCUCUGGUGUUGGUAACAAGGUCUAGUGCUCAUGUCAACAUCUACAAGGCCGGGGAGCUCGCGUUAUGUUCCAUUAGCCUAGUGACUAGCCUUUUCAUUUGCUUGAGAAGUGCAACCAAAAUAACACACAAGGCACAGUCAAUUACAGGCCUUGCUACAAAGUGGCAUGUGUGCGCCACAUUACACUCUUUUGAUUACACAGAAACUGAGACUCCUAUGGCUCCGAUUUCUUCAACUCCGGCGUUUCCUUUUGGUGUCGACAUGGAAUCGGAAGAUGAAGAAGGUGUAGAAGAUGACGAUUUGGACAACACGAAGUUAGUACCAAUUUACAGUCAAACAAUCUCGUUCCAGAAAAGACAGUCUCUAGUGACAUAUUUGGAGAACAAUAGAGCAGGGAUAACAGUUUUCGGAUUCACGGUGGAUCGAAUGUGGCUUCACUCCAUUUUUGCAAUUCAACUGGCUCUUCUGCUAUGGCUGCUGAACAAGACGCUGGGUGUUUGAUGCACCCAUUGCCAUUGAGGAUGGUACCAAAACAAUGUAGUUAUAUGGGUCACUGAACUUUUUCUAUGGAAAAUGAUAUCGAUAGAUUUUGAUUUGAGGUCAUUAUAUAUUUUGAAAUUAGGAUUCAAUCAAUCAACAUUUGCGCUGUUUGCUAC